AUGGGAGGUGACUACAGCAAGAAAAACAGCGAUCUACUAGAACACGGCGGCGAAGGAGCCAGCAUCAACGCGGUUUCAGACGAAGAGAUACCAUACACAUCAUUUUCCGUCGUCCGACCAGAAGUCAAGCCCAAGAAAGCGACUCAACAAGACAUUGUUGUUGUUCGCAGCGAUCCGCACACGGAGGCGAGAGCGAUGGGCGCCGAUCCGGUCCUCCAGAGAUUAGAAGAGAUCCCACUCACAUUUCCAGUCAUCCGCACGUCGGUCAACAGAGUGGGUUACCGAGAUCUGGGCAGUUUUGAUAAGCUCGAACACAGACAUGCCUUACUCAUGUGUCUGAGGUAUCAACGGCAUCUGAGGGAGUGCGCUGAGGCUGUGGCUUGUGAUCAGAACGCGUUGACGAGCAGAUUGAAAGACUUGGAGAUGAUAUCUGCGGCUGCUGUGCACGAUGUGGGGAGGAUGCAGAGUCACGUGACCCGGAUGUCGGGUCAGUUGCAGCGAGAUGUGUUGCAGAUUCAGAGGGCGGUCGAGACGGUUGAGUCGAGGAUUCAGCAGUGUGUGCCGAUGUUGAGGAGGUUGAAUAAUGUGUUGCCGGAGGAGGAGAGGUUGGAGGAGUUUCGGAUGUUGCCUGAUGAUGAGGAGGUUGAGACUGAGGGACAGAAUGUAGAGAGAGAUGGAGAUACUGAGGAUGGAGAUGGGCUUAUAGGCUGAUGUAUUUAUAUGCUAUUUAUAUGUAGGAAUGCUUAGGACUUUAUAGUGAUCUUAACGAAUAAGCAGACUGUUACAUGUCCAUUUUAUUCUGUCUUCCUAUAGGCAAG
Molecule: messenger RNA, 818 nt
Organism: Corticium candelabrum
Lineage: Eukaryota; Metazoa; Porifera; Homoscleromorpha; Homosclerophorida; Plakinidae
Product: BLOC-1-related complex subunit 5-like
Exons: 1
Coding region: 1-711 (236 amino acids)
Biological process (GO): lysosome localization; positive regulation of anterograde synaptic vesicle transport; organelle transport along microtubule
Cellular component (GO): cytoplasmic side of lysosomal membrane; BORC complex; synaptic vesicle membrane
Source: RefSeq, a predicted model, not a curated record